Messenger RNA from Octopus sinensis (East Asian common octopus), 869 nucleotides. Its product is annotated as uridine phosphorylase 1-like. The transcript has 3 exons. Gene Ontology annotation, molecular function: uridine phosphorylase activity. Bases 1 to 405 code for a protein of 134 amino acids. Gene Ontology annotation, biological process: uridine catabolic process. Gene Ontology annotation, cellular component: cytosol. NCBI's taxonomy places the organism in Eukaryota, Metazoa, Mollusca, Cephalopoda, Octopoda, Octopodidae. The record is from RefSeq and is a predicted model, not a curated record.
AUGUUAAUGAAAACUCCAAAAGACACAGAUUAUAUUAUUGACAACAACUUGUACGUCUGCAUUGGCGGGAGUUCAGAACGGGCCAAGAUAUUCGCUCAUUCUCUUUCAAAGAAUUUGUUCGGCAUCGAUAAAGAGUUGGAUAAUAUUUCUGAAAAAACUGACCGGUAUGUGAUGUACAAGACAGGACCAAUCCUUCACGGGAUUGGAGAAAGUUCAACGUCAAUCAUGCUUUAUGAACUCUUUAAGCUUUUUAAAUUUGCAAAAUGUGUCGACCCCCUCAUAAUCAGAAUUGGGACAUGUGGCGGACUCGGACUGGAUCCGGGGACAGUCGUCAUCACCCAAAAGGCUUACGAUGGAUUUCUUCGAGAGUUCCUUUCAAUCGUUGCUCAAACUAUUCACGUUUAGGCUGUUUUAGGAAAAGAACAAAGACUAAUUCCACAAUACGACAGUGAAAGUAUCUCAGAGCUGCUCGAAUGUAAAGAAAAUGAUGACGACUUUAAUCUAAUUACGGGAAACACAAUGUCUACAAACGACUUUUAUUAUGGCAAGAAAUGAAACUCUAUUUUAGCUCAGGGACGUACAGAUGGACCAAUUUUAAUGUACGAUGAACAAGAAAGUCAAGAUUUUUUAAGAUCUCUGUCUUGUUUGGACAUAAAAAAUAUAGAAAUGGAGGCGCUUACUGUCGGAACUCUUUGCACUUUCGCCAAUAUAAGAAGUUAGUAAGAUUGAUUGAUGUAGAUGUCGUUAUUUGCACGACCCUAGUGGAUCGGUAUCAGGAAUCUCAAAUAAAUAAAAACAAACAAGAAUUGAAAAAAAUCAACGAACAUGCAUACAAGAUCGUAACAAGAUUUUUGAAAAAGAAACUUAGU